Molecule: messenger RNA, 1126 nt
Organism: Closterium sp. NIES-67
Lineage: Eukaryota; Viridiplantae; Streptophyta; Zygnematophyceae; Desmidiales; Closteriaceae
Source: the annotation of a GenBank genome assembly
ACGGACGCCAGCGACAUUGCCGUUCGCGCGGUACUAUUACAGGACUUUGGCGAAGGCCUGUAGCCAAUCGCCUACGACUCGCGGAAACUCCAAUGCGCUGAACGGAAUUACCCGGUUCACGACAAGGAAAUGCUCGUCAUCGUCAAUGCUUUCAAAACCUGGCGCUGCUACCUAUCUCGUGCCGACGUUACAGUCUGAACAGACCACAAGUCCCUACAGUUCCUUCGAGCCCAACCGACCCUCAAUCCACGACAGAUUCGAUGGCUUGAAUAUCUCGAGCCCAACUUCCAUUACCACGUCACCUAAAAGUAGGGGGCAAAUAAUAUUGCCGAUGCCCUUUCCCGCCCUACUGCCCAUACAACCGCCACGGUGAAAUGGCGGACGCAAGAAACAACAGCUCGAUCCGUGGCGCCUUUCGUUCGCGUAACUGGCUAACGCGUCGGUGCUCCGAAAGAGCCACCGAUGCUUCGAAAGAGCCGCCGAUUGCUGCCAAUAUAUAUAUUCCCGUUUUAUUGGCGUUCAAUGCAUCCUCUGCUCCAGCGUCUAGUAAUUCCGAGCCAGCGCGCGAUAAUCGUUCCGCAUACUAAGCAAGCCUUUCGAAACCCCCCAAUUAUGAGGACGUUCUUCAUUUUCGCCUGCCUUCUGUUCGUCGCCACAGUCAGCUUGAGCACCGGCCUUGCUGUGGCCGACAGCAGCGGCGCGAUCGCUGAAGCGGCGGCAAGGUCAGCGGUGAAACCGGCGAGCGCAAUCUUAGUAGAGGCGCCAGCGCGAGAGGUGCAAGCGCACAGGCGAGAGCUGAAGAAGGUCAGGGUCAAGUCGUGCGGAGAGGGAUCAGGAAUUUGCCCGUACUCUGGCGUCGCUGGCUGCAGCGCUCCUGAUGUCUUCUGCGGCGGUGCCUGCUGCACGGAUUCUCACGAGUACCCUUGCUGUGGAGGAGUCAUGUGUUGCAAGAAAGGCGGGUGUUAUCAGAACAAGAAAGGCCAGUGGGGCUGCUGCCCCAUUGGGAAGAAAGCAUGUGGUAAAAAAUGUUGCUGAUCGAGGGACUAACAAUAGAUUAGGUUGAUACUGAACCUUCAUGUAAAUACACAGUUCCUGUUACCGCCGUUUUUGAAAGCUGAUUGUGGAA